This is a messenger RNA of Cucurbita pepo subsp. pepo (vegetable marrow), 1339 nucleotides long. The record is from RefSeq and is a predicted model, not a curated record. NCBI's taxonomy places the organism in Eukaryota, Viridiplantae, Streptophyta, Magnoliopsida, Cucurbitales, Cucurbitaceae.
GUUGAAAUUAAUUUUAGGGCUAAGCUGGAGGGAACAAAACUGGAGGGAAGAGAUUCCUUCUCACAGUUACAGUUGAGGUGGAAGAAGCUACUGCAUUGAUCCAAUUCCGCGCCAAUGAACAGUUCUUCGGAAUCAUCUAAACCAAGGAAACGCCGAAGAGAGGCCGAAAUUGAAGAUGAUGGCGAUGGCAAUGGCAAUGGCAAUUCUGAAAUUGACUCUCUAGAGGAUUGUCUUACAUUUAGCGAUACUUUGGUGGCGCUUCGUAUGAUGCGAGUUCAGUUUCCCAACAUCGGCAAGGUGUCAAUUCAGCCAUUCAUUUUGCAAUCACAGUUGUAUAGUACUUUGAAAGACCGAACAGAAGUAGACAGGGAACUAGAGUGUCUAAAACGAGAAAAAGUAGUGCGUGUAUUCAAACUGAAUACUGGACAAGAUGAUCAUGCAAUAAUGUUUCUGGAUGACUAUCUGAAGCAGAUUGACCAUGUGAUAUCAAGAUUUGAAGAAAGGAUGCAACUUGGCACGGGAAUUUUUCAGUGGUUUAAGACGCAUGUUCUGGAUUGCAAAUUGGAACCUAGUAUUGGACAUCAGGAGCUUUGCACUCUCUUAUCUCUUGGGGGAAAGGUUAAAGAUGAAGAUAUCUCCCUCUUGAUCAACGCUGGACUCCUUAAUCGCCAACUUAUUGAUCCAAACGUGUAUUGGUUUGCAAUUCCAAGUAUUGGUUCAGUACUGAAAGGCAUUUCUCAGGGUAGAAAGGAACUCAUUUCUUUGCUAAAACGUACCAAAUAUAAAGAAAUGAUGAUGACAUCUUUGCAGAAGAAGCGUCUUCGUUUUUCUUCGCUCGAUAUGAGAUUUCACAUACGGGAUUUAAUUGGCUCUGGUUACCUCCGAACUGUGCAAUCACCAACAGGCUUACUUGUUCAGUUAUCGAAAGAUUGAAAGCCAGGGAGGAUUGAAUCAUGUGCUUCUGUUUGCUGUCAUCCCUUCAUGUUUAUUAUCUUGCUCAAAGGUUGAGCUGGUGUUUGCCUGAUAGAAUUGAUGAGUUUGUCUCAGCUGGUUUUUGGUACACACUUCAGGAAUAAGGAAAGAUUUCUGUGGUCUAAUAUUGUUAUGGAUUUCUCUGGAAGCUGUGGAACAGAGAAACCAGAGGGUCUUCGAAGUGUGCGUUCUCAACGAGUUAUGUGAGUGUAUUAUACUCUUUGCAUAUCCCCCGUCUGGUGUUCUCUCUCUAAAUACUUUUAUAAUUAUGAUAUUGUUCAUAUUUCGGCCAAUUGGGAUUCUUUUUUGUAACCCUGUGACUUUGUAGGGAUAUCUCAUCUCCCCUUUUGUACGAUCCUUUCAUCAA